AACAUUGAAGCGCGUUGCCGAGCAGACAAGCACAGUGUGGAGGCCACGUAGACAUCUACAUUAGCAGCCGCAGCCGCAGCCACAGUCAGAGUCAGAAUCAGAGUAAACCAACGCUGUCCCCGGGCGAAGACAUCACAACUGAGCCACAAACUCAAACUCAAAUUCAAAUUUAAACUCUCAACUAAAGACAACAGAGAAAAAGAAAAUACAAACAUGUCUAUCUCCGAUUUUCGCAAGAAGAAGCUGCUUUUCCUGUUCAACGUGUUCUUUGAUGUGAACCAAAGCGGCGAAAUUGACGUUAAGGAUUUCGAGCUGGCCAUCGAGCGUGUGUGCAAGCUGCGCGGCUGGGCAAAGGACACGCCAAAGAACAAGGAGACAUACGAUGUCAUGAUGGAAAUUUGGACUGGUCUGCGAUCGAAGGCUGACAAGGAUAACGAUGGCCAGGUCAGCGUGGAAGAGUGGUGCAACAUGUGGGACGCAUACGCCAAGGAUCCCAGCAGCGUAAUGGACUGGCAGAAUACGUACAUGAACUUUAUGUUCGAUUUGGAGGAUGCUUCGCAUGAUGGCGGCAUCGAUGUGACGGAGUUCACUCUGGUCUGCUCCAGCUAUGGCCUGGACAAGAAGGAGUGCGAGGAGGCGUUCAGCAAGAUGGCCCAGGGUCAAAGCGAUGUGACUCGCGAGCAGUUCGCCGCCUUGUGGAAGGAGUAUUUUGCUGCCGAGGAUGCGAACGCGCCCGGCAACUUUAUUUUUGGCAAGACAUCCUUCUAACUGCUGUUCGGAAAUUCCUGAUCGACUUUGUCUUUGCCAUUGAUAUAUUCAACAAGAAAAUAUUGAAAUUACAUUCUAAAUUAAAGCUAAAUCAACAGGAGGCUUCAAAUUCCAUUUCAAUCUUGACAAUUUGUAGCCCAGUUAACGGUUGGCAGUCCUUAAAGCUCAGACGUUGUUAAUUAAAUGUUGUUGUCAACUGUAACUCAACUUUUGCUCAAUUCAAUGUUCUAAUUUACUAGCCUAAUAAGUUAAAUGGAAAACAUCUAGCUAUUAUUUAUAUUUUGUAUUCUACUUAUAUAGUAUACGAGUAUAUAACUAAUUGUUGUGUGUGCAAGCUCAAUAUGAAAAUUAUAUCUAAAAGCUCAAUUAGAACAGGAUUCGUGUAAUCUGGUGAAUACUGUUGAUGCGUAAAUUAAACCAAUUAAACUGUCAAAUUAUUUUGUGUGUGUAGUUUAUCGUCCCAAUAUCUGGCGUUUAAAUUUAUAUGUAAAUGUAAAGUGUUUCAACCAAUACAAAUAAUAAAUGC
Molecule: messenger RNA, 1294 nt
Organism: Drosophila novamexicana
Lineage: Eukaryota; Metazoa; Arthropoda; Insecta; Diptera; Drosophilidae
Gene: Scp2
Product: calexcitin-2
Exons: 5
Coding region: 214-768 (184 amino acids)
Molecular function (GO): calcium ion binding
Source: RefSeq, a predicted model, not a curated record